Molecule: messenger RNA, 636 nt
Organism: Blumeria graminis f. sp. triticale
Lineage: Eukaryota; Fungi; Ascomycota; Leotiomycetes; Helotiales; Erysiphaceae
Source: the annotation of a GenBank genome assembly
AUGAAUCGAUUAUUUGGGGCUAAAAGCUCAGCUCCCAAACCCACUCUCGACUCCGCAAUCACAAAUUUGGAUGGAAGGGUGUCCUCGAUAGACGUUAAGCUCGCUGCUAUUAAUGCCGAAUUGACAGCCUAUCAAACGAAACUCUCUAAAAUGCGCGACGGUCCGGGAAAAACUGCAAUCAAACAAAAAGCUUUAAAAGUUCUACAACGACGAAAGAUGUAUGAGGGCCAACGAGAUCAGCUUCAGCAACAGUUAUGGAACAUGGAGCAGGCUGGAAUGAUGCAGGAUAAUCUUAAAAAUGUUAUGACUACUGUAGAUGCCCUCAAACAGACUAACAGAUCACUCAAGCAACAGUACGGAAAGAUUAACAUCAACAAAAUUGAACAGAUGCAGGAUGAAAUGGCAGAUUUGAUGGAGGUCGGGAAUGAAAUACAAGAGAGCAUAAGCAGGAGCUAUGACAUCCCUGAAGAUGUAGAUGAGGCUGAAUUAGAUGCCGAGUUAGAAGCACUAGAGGGAGAAAUGGAAUAUGAAAGUCUCGACAUACAAACGACACCAAGCUUCAUGGUUGAUGAAUUACCCGAAUUCAUCGAUACUGCCCCCGAGAAACCGGACAAAGUGAAGGAAGAAGCAACAUGA